UCUUCUGUUUUUUUUUUUUUCCAAGGAGAGCUCCAUUACGCGUUCAAUUCUCCAUGAGAAAUCUGAAUGGCGCUCGCCUGAUUUGAUCGCAGUGUAUGCGGAAAGAGAGAGGGAGAGGGGGACAAAACAAACAAACAAACAAACCCAGCAAGGCAGGAGGAAGACGACAGGCUUUAAUCAGGAGGACGGAGAGGAGAGAUGAAAUCACGCCGCUAAUAUGAUGCGCUUUCUGCUGGACUGCCUGAGGCCGGGACGCCAGCGCGCGAGCUGCGGCAGGUAAAGACGCACCGCAGCCGCAGCAUCUUCUGCAGCCCUGAGCACCAACCACGCUUUAUCAACACGACACCAGUGUGUGACAAGUACUGCACAUGCAGAUGCUCCACACGAUUUGAGAGCAAUGCAGAGAAAACUCAGUGGAAAUACCAACCAAGGAGAGAGACCCUGGCAAUGAAACUGAACUCAAGGAUCUGGAGGACGUGGUGGCGAUGGAGGAAGGGGCUCUGCAGAGAAACAGGGCUCAGUGCCGGGACAGCCAGCAGGCCCUUGAGAGCCUGGCCAAGAGGAGAGCACAGCUGAGGGAGGAAAUCGAACGCAUCCAAGAGCAGCGCAAGCAGGAGGGCCAGCUGCUCCUGUCUCUGCAGGAGGAGCAGGAGGAACUGGAGCAGAGAGUGCAGGAAUAUGAGGCAGAGCUGACGAGAGCUAAAGACGAGCUGCGGCGCCUCCAGGAGGAGAUAAGCAGCACCAGAGCGAGGGUGGAGGAGGUGCACGGCCGCAUGGGCCCGCUCAAACACUGCAUCGGAGAAACGUACACGGAGAUCACUGAGGCUAAACAGAGACUAGGUGAACUGAUUACUGAGAUGAUUGCCAUCGAGGCAUGUGCUCCUGAGAUCACGUCCCACCAGGCGAAAGAAACCUUAUCCAUGGCUGUAGACAGCAGUUCCAGAGAGGAAGACGAGGAUGUCAAAGAGCAGUGCAACCGUGUCUACGAGGACAAAAAAGCACUCAAACUUCACAGUGUGGAGAACGAGCCUUCUGAGCAGGAAAACGAAGACGGACCUGAGAAACUGCAGCGCUCUGCUGAGAACUUGAAGAGCAGUGGUUCGUCUUCAUUCACUGAGAUCACUUUAACAGAGUUUAAAGAAGAGGAUGCAUCACCCAGAUCAAUAACGUCACAGCACACUGGCUCUGCUGAUCUAGAAGAAGAGGAUUUUGAAAUCGUCCAAUCCCUCAUGUCCAAACCGGUUAAUCAGACUGCUAGCAAGGAGUUUGACUUCUUCCACCCAGACCCUUUUGUUGAUUAUGAUGUGUUCGGAGAUGAACGCUUUCCAAAAGUGGAUAUGACAGAAUUCCUAUCUGGUGAUCCAUUCAAAGGCAGCGACCCCUUUGCUUGUGAUAACCUGUUCAAUGAUGUAGCAAAUGGCCCGUUUCCUCAGGAUUCACCCCUCAGUGAAGAAGGCAGUGCUAAGGAAUCCAACCCUCUGCCUUCGAGUCCUGAAUCUGCUAGUAAAGAAGAACAUGCCGAUAUUGCAAAUGUUGCCUAUAUUCCAGCUAGUUCUAACUGCAGUCAGUCCAUUGACUCUGGAAUGUUUGAACAAAAUGUCCCUGAGCUUGCUGAUUCUGAGAAACACGUGUCAUACGAUGAUGUCUGUCCUCAGGUUGGAAUUGAAAUCACAGUGACCCAAGAUCUCGACAAUGUGGAACUGAGUAACACCAUAGGAAAUGAGUCGGAUCUGCCUGCAAUCCCCCAGAUUGAAGAUGGAGGACGGUUCGACCCUAUUGUUUGCGAACAUAAUAAUAUUCACGAAUCUGAGUCCAGUUCCACAGUUGACAGCUCCUUUGAUGGAGAUUUUGGCACAGCCGAAGAUCAUCCAGAGGAAGAGCCAGAAGUUGAGGCAGAACCCAGUUAUAUUAGAAGGAAUCAAGCGCUGUACGGACUUCAGCGGAUUGAUACAAGCUCAUACACAAGUUUUCCUCUCAGUCCUGAAGCAUAUGAUCCAGAGCCGUUUCCUGUUAGCAGUAAUAUAGAUGAGAAGCCAUCAUCCUUGAGUAGCGAUCAGAAUACUGUCACUGAAAUAAAGCCUGAGAUGGAAUUAAUUGAAGACACAGAAAAUGUGUCUCCUCAUAUUGAUCCUGGUAAUCCAAGCCCUCCCAAUCAAGAGGUACAUGAUGUAAAGAGUGACCCUUGCUCUCUUGAUCUGAAAGAAGAUCAUUUCAGUAAUACAAAUGAUGUGAGCCAUAAUGAAGAACCAUCCGACUCAGACGACCACAAAUUUGGCGAUAUAUAUUUCUUCACAGUCCGGUUAGACCCUGGUAGUUCUGACGCUAGCCCUGUUUCUCCUGAAGUAAGCGAGAGAAAGAAAUCUGAGGGUGACCACGCAAGUCCUGAAUCUGUUGACACAGAUGAAUUUGACUAUGCUGCUCCAGAGGACCCUAAGCAGGGUAGUUUUGAAGAUCAUCCAGAGGAAAGCUUUGACAAAGAAGAAUCCAAGGUCAGACCAGAACAACCGCCCAUCAGUCCUGAACCAAAUGAACCAGUUGAGUCUGAGUCAAAAAAUCCACAUUCAAUCCCUAUUUCUCUUGAACCUAAAGACCAAAGCACUGGCCUUGACCCCUUUGAAUGCAAUAUAUUUGAUUUAGAGAGCAAUAGUGCAUUUAAACCCCAAUCAGAAGAUACAGAAAAUGUUGAACUAGCUUGUACUGUGGAUACAAAUUCAGAGAGCUGUAAUACAGAGCCUGUAGUUCAGUACCUCAUAAGCCCUGUCUCUGGUGACACUGGGAUGUUUGCGACCGAUGGUUACAAGCUUUGUGCUCGCAACCCAUUCAGCUUUGACACUGGUAGCAUAGAUCACUGUGACAACACUGAAAGGAAUCCUGAGCCUCUUGACUCUGAAACUUGUGUUAUACAGGAAUCUGGCUCAUCUGAGACAAAUUUCCAAAGCUUGGUCCUACUGGAUCCAGUACUCAUAGGUAACCCAGUAAAUGCAUUUGAAGCCAAAAAUCCAAACACUGACAGCAGAAGACUAGAUUCUGGGUAUCAUGAAUUUAGUGGACUGGAUCCUUUCAGUCCUGCACCUACAGAAUCACAUUCAGUGUCUACAGAAAUGGGUCCAGGCUCUGUAACUGACAAUCUAGUGAUAGAGAUUCCCAGUCCCACCAAUUUGGAUAUAAAGGUCCCUGAUCCCUUUAGCCCUGAGUCCAGUGAUACAACUAUAUUUGAUUCUGAACCUGAAAUCUGUAACCCUGCAACCAACGAUGGAAUAACAAAAGAUUCAGGUCUCGGGUGUACUGGUUCUUCUGAUGUGCUUGCUGAUUCCUUUAGUGGAUCCGAACUUGACAGUUUUGACCCCUUUAGUCCGAUGCCGCAUCUUACAGGAAGCAGUUACACUCACUGCAACAUGGAUAUCCUUGUCCCUGAAUCUGUCCAAGACGAUUCCAGACCUUAUGGAGAUAACAGAUCCAGUAGCUGGGACUCUGGAGUUAGUCAGUCUCCUCAACUACACUGUGAUUCUACACCAAACAGAGCAGAUCCCCUCCUACCACCCGAGGCCAACCUGGUUAGCCCUGAUACCCAAAACUUAAGCUUUUCACCCAGUUACUCAACAACAGACAUUUUUUUCCAGUCCAACUCCAGUACCUUGACAGGUGAUGUUGGCUCAACACCCAAAGUUGAGAAAAUAACCAUACAGGAAAAAAAUUCCACAGUAAGUGUCACAGCCAUGGAAGACCUCGCCGAAAUAGAUUUCUUCUGCUCUGAGCUCAGCAAAAUGGUGGCCUCACGUUCCUCCGAUUCUGUUCAGCAAAGUGUCACCGAGAUGCUUUUUGGCUCUAAUCCAGACACUGCCAAGUUCUAUCCAUGGGAUUUGGAAAACAGCAACACUGAUAUUAAGGAGACCUCAAGUCCAGAAGUUGAUUUCGGACAUAUGCUGGAUGAUGCCAAGAAACCUAGCUUGCUAUGAUGAAGGGGCACUCAUAAAAUUUGCACGGACAAGUACAGUACUUUUAGAGAAGCUUCUUGUGUUCUCUGUUAGGAAUCUGAAAUCAAGCUUCCAGGAAAUGACAUCAUCAAUGACUAAACAUUACUUUGAACAUACAUAUCAUAUGACACCAGAGGAUUGCCUACUGUAGCAAGGACAAAACGAUCUAUCUAUAAUGGAGGUGUUGUGAAGCCAGAAGAUUACUGAAGACUGAAACAUUGGUUAUGGAAUCUCCCUAGAAAUAAGUACCAUACUUGACCUUUAGGUUUGAACCCUUUUAGAAAGAAGGUUUUCUCCAUUUUAGUAGUAGACCGAAUCCUCGUAAAGCCUGAUGGACAGUUUAAGUAGCACCACUGCGUCAUGUUGUACCUCCGUGUACUCUGUACUAAAAUGCACUGCACAUAUCAGUUGUCUUCUUCCACUUCUUAAAUGUGUCCAUUUUUUUGGAAGAAUACCAUCACCUGAUGUAACAAGCAUGCUACAUUGUCCUUCCCAGCUUCUUGGGUUAUUUCAGGGGUGUAACAUAUUCCUUUGUUCAUACAUCUGUACAAACCUGACUUGUUUAACAGGGUUUAUUUUAAGACAAACAUCGCAGAAAGUCUCAGAGUGAGAGAGAGAGAGAGAGAGAGAGAGAUGGACAGAGAGAGGACACAGCUGACUGAAGGUUCUCACAUUGAAUACCUCUAGUACAGUGCUGCAUGAAUCAAGUGUUCUUAAAGAGUGUAUGUAGAGAUUAUUAAUUUAUCCACUGGCUAUUUUCCGAGUAGAUCCGUUAGAAAUUUCAUUAAAUUUAGCAGUGUUUGCAUCCAGUGCGUGAGUCUGGUAAACAAGUCAUUACAUUUGUAUGACCUACACUACUUACUAUCUUGAUCAUGUUAAGUAGCAUUUUAUACAGAGUUCUGUUAUUAAUUUUCACACAUCACGAAUCAUUGUAUAAGUGCUCUGCUUCUUCAGGCCUUGGAAUCUGCAAUACUAAUCAAUAUAUAGAGAAUUGCUUAUGUUUUAUAAGCAAUUCAUAACACAUAUAUGAAAUUAUAUAAAUACAUGUUCAGCCUAAUGUAACUACUACAAAUCCAAAUGAAUGAAGAUUUUAAGCAACUACUGAUACACAAAUUAUGUCAUAUCUGUGUGUAUGCUUGUACUAGAUGUCUGUCUGUUCUUGUGUGCAAAGUGUUUUAUCAUUGGCAUCAAAACAUUAAUUUGUAAAAUAAAUGAAUAUAUAAUACAGUAAAAGUUUUAAAACAGC
This is a messenger RNA of Pangasianodon hypophthalmus (striped catfish), 5220 nucleotides long. RefSeq lists its product as uncharacterized. NCBI's taxonomy places the organism in Eukaryota, Metazoa, Chordata, Actinopteri, Siluriformes, Pangasiidae. The coding region runs from base 486 to 3956 and encodes 1156 amino acids. The transcript has 9 exons. The record is from RefSeq and is a predicted model, not a curated record.